Messenger RNA from Fusarium mangiferae, 2526 nucleotides. RefSeq lists its product as uncharacterized. The record is from RefSeq and is a predicted model, not a curated record. The transcript is spliced from 4 exons. The coding region runs from base 1 to 2526 and encodes 841 amino acids. Lineage: Eukaryota; Fungi; Ascomycota; Sordariomycetes; Hypocreales; Nectriaceae.
AUGCGUCUGGUCGGUCUUGUUGUGGCUCUCGCCGCUUUGGCAGAGGCUCAACUCCCCGAGACUCCUAGAGCCAAUGGUGAACCCACCACCACGACUCUUCACCCUCUUCCCUUUGAGACUAUUUCAUCUGAGAUUCCUGAGUUUGAUAAGACAACUUCUUCAGAUGUUGCACUUCCAGAGACCAGCACAAGUGUUCCGGUUCCUGACACUUUAUUUACUUCAACCGAUAUCUUGCCUGAGCUGCCUGAGUCUAAGAGCACCGACAUUGCGGUUGGAGAUACUUCUACUGCCAAUGGCGAGUCGCCUCUUGAUUUGACAUCUUCAAUUGAGGUCCCUGUUGAACAGCCCACUACUGAGACGGGACAGCCCACUGGUCCCGAGACUACGGUCCAACAGCCUCCAGCUUUUGACACUACAACGUCACAAGGGCUUCCCGUAGCAGAGACAACUACUCAGCAACCUCCUGCUCUUGAUACCGUCACAACUGAUCAGACACCUGGCCCUGCUGUUGACACAACCACCCAGCAGCCUCCUGCUCAGGACUCCACAACUGAGCAGCUGGUACCUCAGGAUACCACUUCCCAACCUUUUAUCGGGCAAGAGACCACCACUACCCAGCCUCACGAUAUCGUUACCACUUCAUCAGAACAGCCUGUUGAUGAGGUGCCAUCCACGACUGAGAAGCCUGAGAACCCCAAGCCUACUACUACUAAGCAGGAGGAAGCUGAGCCCACUAGUAAAGACGAGGAUCCUGACCCCAAGUCUGAAGACUCAGACAAUGAGGACCCCAAGACCAAGGAUGAGACUGACCCUGAGCCCACCACCAAGCAAGACGAGGCUCCUGUUACAGUUCCUCCUGCUGCUGUCACUGCUGAGCCCCAAGAGACUAUCUCCGGUGUUACUGACAACACCCUACACAGCACCAAGGAUAGCGAUGGCAAUGACGUUGUUGUCCCUGUUCUUUUUGGUCCCUCCUGCCUGAUAUUUUGUGAGCAUGCUGGCAAAGACAAUGGUCCUGGUGGUAUUGUUCUUUGGGGCAUUGGGCCUGCGCCAGGAAGCUACGUCCUUCCCCCUCUCCCUGGUAUCACUCCUGCUCCAUCAGCUGUCGUCAUCAAUGGAGGUGUACCGACACCUGUUGGAACUCAGACACCCGAGGAUCCUGAUGACCAGGACGAUGAUGACGAUGACGACGAUGACGACGACAAGAGUACUGCUGAGGAAGAGACCAAGACUGAAGCUAAGACUACUGAAGCUAAGUCUACAGUUGAGUCUUCCGCAGCUUCCACUACUGAGGCUAGCACCACUGAGCUACCUCAGCUAUCGAUGGGCGUUGAGACAGUCGUAGUGAACGUUGAUGCUACUCCUACCACCGGUGCUACCUCCAGUGAAGCUACAACGGAGGCCACAAGCACUGAAGCAUCUACCCAGACUACAGAGCUUCCCCAAUUGUCUAUGGGCGUGGACACGGUAGUUGUAAACGUUGAUGCAACUCCAACAACUGGAGGAACGACUGAGACUUCUGCUGCUACUUCUACAGAGACCACUGAGGCUACUACUCAGACGACUGAGCUUCCUCAGCUGAGCAUGGGAGUCGACACAGUCGUUGUCGAUGUUGAUGCUACCCCUACUACAGGAGGUACCACUGAGACUUCCGCUGAGUCUGCCACUACCCAAGAGUCGAGCACUGAGGUUUCCGAGACCACGGAGACUCAGGAUACCACUACCGCCGAGAUGGCUUCAACAGAGGCCACGACUGCUGAGUCUACGACGGCAGGACCUACAUCUACUGAGACCUCUGUGCAGUCUACUACUUUUGCUACUUCCACCACUACUAAGGAGCCAGAACGCGAGUAUCCUUGUAUCAUUCAUGCCAAUCCGGGAAUUGAUCCUUACUGCGCCUGUGAGACUACAGUCAGCGGCAAGGGCUUCUAUGUUUCGACUGAUUUGAUCUCAUCGUCUUGCGCCGACUACACAACUUUCCCUUCCUCUAUCCCUACAGAUGCGUUUGAGCCCAAGGUGACUGAGAAGCCCGAUCCUGAGCCUUACGUCAAGACCGACGAUGGGACAGUGGUUUCUUACCCCGACCGUACAGUCAAGGUUGGAAACUACCCUGGUGGAAAGUAUACUUACACGCAGGGUGUCGGAGACGCCGUCACGCUUGAGACUCCUUUGCCCACGCAGACUAAUGCGAACAACAAGGGCUCCAGCCAGUGCGGCAGCAUCGAUGAUGCAUGCGACCGUGCUUUAAACGAUGGUUUUGAUGACGAGACAACAUACACGGACUACGUCUCGCGCUAUGCUAGAAUUCAGAGCGGUAUGAUCAUGCUCGCGUCAUUUGGCCAAGCUGGUUGCACGGCCCAGUUCAAGUGCGAUGACUAUGGUCUCGGAAUGAAGGGCAAGGAUAUCAAGGAUGCUGUCCAGCACAUGAAGGAUAAUGAUGGAGUGAGCAAAUGUGGAACAGCAUACCUAUCCAACACGUGUCAGAUCACAUUGAACUACUGUACCAAUUGUCACCAUGACGGUUGA